This is a messenger RNA of Drosophila eugracilis, 2094 nucleotides long. It is a transcript of the gene rush, whose product is annotated as pleckstrin homology domain-containing family F member 1 homolog. Lineage: Eukaryota; Metazoa; Arthropoda; Insecta; Diptera; Drosophilidae. The record is from RefSeq and is a predicted model, not a curated record. Gene Ontology annotation, cellular component: early endosome. Gene Ontology annotation, molecular function: metal ion binding; phosphatidylinositol binding. The transcript is spliced from 2 exons. The coding region runs from base 680 to 1639 and encodes 319 amino acids.
UGAGCAUAUCGGUAUUUAGUUGUGAACCGUACACGGUCACACUGCGCUAGCAAAAUAACGUAUUUCCAAGUGUUGCUGACCAGGCCCCAAAGUUCCCUUCCUGCAUCAAAACCGAGGUCCAAGCGGCAAACGGUAUCCAAGAUCCAAGUUCUGUUCCAUUCCCAGCUAUUAAGUUGUCCAGUGCCGAGGGCCGGGAAAACCAAGUGAAACAAUAACACGACGGCGGAGGGGCGAGAGUGAGAACGAGAGAGAGCCCAGUUUGUUUUUGUUGCUGUGGUGUGAGUGAGUCAUGACGUUUCGGACGGCGUAGAAAAAGCCAGUUAAAAGUUAACCAUUGUGCGUUGCAUAAAGCGGGAGCAGCCGGACGUGCACUCCAGGAGCCGCAGCAGGAUUCGCCCUUCGCCAUUCGUCAGGACUUGCAACAGCUGCGCCCAUCCCGCACACAACUCACACACACACACUCGCUCAGGAGCAGUGGCACCAAGUGUCACACCACACACAUAAACACACACACAGGCAUUCAUAGCCACAGCGCACGCACACAGUCGCAGCAGGCAGUCUGUCGUCACAGUUGGCUACAUUUCGACUCGGAUUCCGAUUCGGAUUCGGAUUGAGUUGAGCAGCAACUUUCGCCGAACUCGAACCCAAGCUCAAACCCACUCCCACUCCGACCCUCAUAAUGGUGGACCGCCUGGUCAAUUCGGAGGCGAACACCCGACGUAUUGCCUCCGUGGAAAGCUGCUUUGGUAGCUCGGGAGUGCCGCUGGCGAUGCAGGGCCGCGUUCUUGUGGGCGAAGGCGUACUGACCAAGAUGUGCCGCAAGCGGCCAAAGUCUCGUCAGUUCUUCCUAUUCAACGACAUCCUGGUGUACGGGAACAUUGUGAUUGGCAAAAAGAAGUACAACAAGCAGCACAUAAUGCCUCUGGAGGAGGUAUCCCUGGAGUCAAUCGCCGAUAACCAGGCGUACAGAAACGGCUGGUACAUCCGCACCACUACCAAGUCCUUUGUGGUGUUUGCGGCCACCAGCACCGAAAAGCAAGAGUGGAUGGCCCACAUCAACAAGUGUGUGGAGGACCUGCUACGCAAAAGCGGCAAGAAGCCAGUGGAGAACCACGCUGCUGUUUGGGUUCCGGACACUGACGCCAGCAUCUGCAUGCAUUGCAAAAAGACGCAGUUCACCUUUAUCCAGCGCCGGCAUCACUGCCGCAACUGCGGUGCUGUUGUUUGCGCUGGCUGUUCGGCCAAAAAGUUCCUGCUGCCACAGCAGAGCACCAAGGCGCUGCGCGUCUGUGACGCUUGUUAUGAGCGCUUGAAGCAUGUGCCCACUUCCCUGGGUGUCGGCGAGGAUACGGCAGCUACCGGUGGUGCCUCCGGCAACAAGCUCAACACAACGGCCGGCGACAGCUCCAACGACGAGGAUUCGGACGAGGAGACGGCCUCCCCGGGCGGUGAAUCGCACGAUGAACCGCGCUUCUACGGCGACAACAGCGUGCUUUCCGCCGCCGACGACUCCUCGACGAUAACUUCGCCCUCCUCCGCCACCUCCGCGCCGGCGGCCGGAAGCUUGGAGGCUGCUCAGGCGGCCCACAGCGUACAGAGCUCCCCAGCUGCUGUCGCGACGUUGGGCAGCAACUGUUGAGCGGAUCAGAUCGUAAUUGAUUAUGCAAGACGAACAACGGAAGAGAUGCGAGCAGGAGGAGAUUAAGGAGAUACGCAAGAUGACGGUAUUCAAGGCGCGUCCAAAUCCAUUUAAAUAGUGCUCGAUGGAACCAGUCGACUACCAACCAUUUGAUAACUUUGUCCAAAUUUGAAUGAUGUAAAGUCGCUGCUACAUAUAAAUGUGUUUAUACCGAUACAUAUAUAGUUUUACCAGAUUAACACAAUUUUUGUCUCUAACAUUACUUUUACAUUAACGCGUAUUUCGUUACCUUUUUUUUUGGCGGAUAAGAAACCAAACUAAAAUUGUAUGUUUGACGGGAGGAUAAAACUAUAUGAAUUAUGUAUACAAUAUAAGCAAUUUGCAAUUGCUAUCUUUAACUGUUUUCUAUUUGUACAAAGCCGAAAAAAAACAAUAAAUUAAUACUGUAAAUUGAA